AUGGAAAUCGAAACGUUGAUUCUAAAUGGCGAUGGUGAAACGAAAGAAACUAUUGGUAAAAGAAAACAUGAAAAUAAAUUUCAAUGGAAUAUACUUCAUACAAGUGUUGGUAUAUUAAUAAUGAUAGUCAUUUCAAUGUUAAUUGGAAUAAAUUUAUUGUCAUCAAGGAAACAUAUUCAAAAAGAAAUUAGACAAGAUCAUAGAGAAAUUAUUCUAAAAGCUAUUUUUAGUACAGAUUUUAUUCCUGAUGAUGAUCAAAAAUCUUUUCAAAUAGAAAAUCUUGAUGAAAUAACAAAUGAAUUAAAUGAAAUGUUAAAUAAAACAAAAAUUGUUGUUAUUCAAGGUAUAUUUCAUAAUUAUUUUACACUAAAAAAAUCUCUCGAACUGAAAUGUUUAAAUCAUUUAUAUGGAAAAAUUCUUCAAUUAAACAUUCUGAUUUCAUCAUCAUCUUCUGAUCAAUGGAUUAUAAAUGAAUUAAAAAAUGAAUUUCAUCGAAUGUUAAUAUUUCCUUUAAUAAUUCAAUUUUCGAAUAAACAAUAUCAAACAAUUCCUAUGAAAAUAUGUUCUUUAACCGAAAUAUCGGAAGAUAAUUCAAUUUCAAUUCGAUUAAAAAAGGAUACUUUUCAAUCAACAAUAAGAACGAAAAGAAAAAAAUUUUCUUUAGAUAAAAUAUUAAAACGAUCUGUUUGCUUAAUGAAUCCAGGAAAAAUAUCUCUUGUUUUAAUGGCUGGAGAAAAAGGUACAGAAAUUCGAGAUUAUAAAAAUAAUCAAAUUAAUUUAUUGAAUCAAAAUCAUUUAUCUGUUACUAUUUAUGAACAUACAGUUUAUUUAAUACGUAUUGAAUUAGAUUGUUCUUGGCAAUUAAAUUCAGAUCUAUUUGAAAAAGGUUGUAAUCUUGCUCAAGAUGUUAAUGUUUAUAUUGAUAUUAAUAAUGAUGGAAUUUUUCAAUCAAAUGAAAGUGGUAUACCAUUUCAUUGGCCAAUUACAAGUUAUAUGGCACAAGGUAUUUAUGAUUUACAAUUAUAUAUUCCUUUUAUUGAUAAUAAACAUUUAACAAAUGGUAAACAUCGAAUGAUGAUUAAUGUUAUGUCAACAGAUAAUUAUCAAGAAAUUUGUCAAGAUAAACAAUAUAAUGAAAGCAGAUUUUACGAUAUUAAUAUUAUUUCAAGAACAACAGAGAUAAGUCCAACUAUUCAUUCAACUCCUUCUGUAAUAUUAAACAAUAUUGAUUGUUCAAUUGAUCUUGGAAAAAUAAUUGUUGUUAUAAUGGGUGGAGAAUAUCAAACACAAAUAUUUGAUGAUGUAUCAAGAAAUGAUUUAGUUAAAAAAAAUUCGUUAAAUAAUGAUAAUCGUCAAAGUAUAAUAUUUUAUGAGAAUACUGUUUAUCAAGUUCGUAUUCAAUUAAAUUGUAGUCAAGAAUGGAAUAAUGAUUUAUCGAAAGAUAAUUGUGAACUUAAUUAUGAUAUAAAUGUUUGGAUUGAUUUAAAUGAUGAUAAUAUUUAUCAAAAUAAAGAAAAUGCUGCACCUUAUCGAUGGCCACUUCAUAGUUAUACACCACGAGGUGUUUAUGAUUUACAAAUAUCUAUACCAAUUAUUCAUACAACAACGAAUAAAUUCGGACCAUAUAAAAUGCAAAUUUUUACAACACUCAAUGAUCAAUAUCGAUAUCAAUGUACUAAUCAGAAUUUUAAAGAUAUCAGAGAAUAUACUGUUUAUAUUAUUCCAAUAAAUACAAAAAACUUAGACGAUAUUGAAAUACCUCAUUUAAUGUUAAAUAAUGAUGAAAAUUUAUGUUCUAUGAAAAAUGGUGAAACUGUUCUUGUAACAAUGUCUGGUGAACAAGGUUCACAUAUUCGUGAUAAUAUAUUAAAAGAUAUUUUGAGUGAAAAACAAAAUCGACAUCAUUUAAAUGUUUAUCUUUAUGAAAAUGUAAAUUAUCAAAUACGUAUACAAUUAGAUUGUUUAAAUAAGGAGAAUUGUAAUUUCGUACAAGAUGUUAAUAUUUUGAUUGAUUUUAAUAAUGAUAAUAUAUUUGAAGAAUCAGAAAGUCGUAUUCCUCAUCGUUCGCCAUUGAGAAGUUCAAUACCAUUUGGAAUUUAUGAUUUAAAUAUUUAUAUUCCAAGUGUUGAUGAAAUAAAUAUUAAAAGUGGACAACAUCGUAUGAAAGUUAUUGUUAAAUCAAGUGAUGAAUAUAUAAAUAAAUGUGGAAAUAAUGAUUAUUAUCAUACAAGAGAAUAUAUGAUUAAUAUUAUUUCAAAAACAGAUUCAACAAUUCUCAACGAUCCAAUUCCAAUUGUUAAUCCAAUUUAUCCAACGACAGGUGGUACGGAUUCCGAACAAUUCAAUACUACCGAAUCAAUACCAAAGAUUCAACAAGGCAAAGGAUGCAAAUGUUGGUGGAUUUUAAUCUUUGAUUUUCUUAUUGUACUUAUUUUAUUAAUUUUAUUGAUUUGUUGUUUGCUUUAUAAAUGCAAUAUGUUCAAACGAUGUAAGAGAAAUAGACCAACAGAGCCAACACCUCUAAUAAAACCGACGCCACCAAACCAAGGUUCACCAUCAAAGUCAAAACCUCCCAAAAAACCAACGCUCCCAAUUCCUGAUCCACCAAUAAAGCCAAUACGUCCAAUACUACAGCCACCACCAAGACCAGUUUCACCGAUAGAGCCAAUAGUACAGAAGCCACCAAAGCCAGAUCUACCAACAGAGCCAAAACAUUCACCACCACCACCACUACCGAUAGAUUUAUCUCCGAUUGUCAUUGGACAGCUAAAAUGGUUUCCAGUGGGUCCGAUGACUAAUGCUCGACGAAGUCAUCGAGCAUUAUUAUUAUCAAAUGGAAAAGUUUUAAUUACAGGAGGAUUCAAUUAUGGUUCUUUAAAUAAUCCUGAAUUAUAUGAUUCAAGCACAAAUACUUGGAUAACUAUUGAAAGAAUAAAUGAUAUACGAUCAACAAACACUUCAAGAACAUCAGAACAUGAAACAGAAUUAGCUACUGGUCAACUUGGCAGUCAUUAUUUUAUUGAUAGUGUAGAAUUAUAUGAUCCAUCGAAUGAAAAUUGGACAAAUCUUCCUAAUAUGAAUAUUGCUCGAGGUGGACAUACCACAUCUUUAUUAUCAAAUGAACAAAUAUUAGUUGCUGGAGGAUAUACAAAUGGAAAAUAUCUUAAUAAUACAGAAUUAUUUAAUCCAUCAACAUUAACAUGGACAAAUACUUGCCCAAUGAAUGAUGCUCGAGCUGAACAUACAGUAUCUAUAUUAAAAAAUGGUAAAGUUUUAGUUGCUGCUGGAUUUGAAUAUUAUCAUUGGUUAAAUAGUGCAGAAAUCUAUGAUCCUAAAACACAAAUAUGGACACGUACUGGUUAUAUGAAUUAUAGUCGAAGUAAACAUACAUCAUCUUUAUUAAGAAAUGGACAAAUAUUAAUAACAGGUGGAUAUAGUUGCGGACAUUGGUUAAAUACAGCAGAAUUAUAUGAUCCUUUAACAGAAACUUGGAAAAUUACUAAUGAUAUGAAUAUUGCUCGUGGUGAACAUACAGAAUCUGUAUUAACAAACGGUAAAGUAUUAAUUGCAGGUGGCUAUAAUCGUGGUGCUUUAAAUGAUGUUGAAUUAUAUGAUCCAGAAAGUGAAACAUGGACAAUAAUUACUAAUAUGAAUUAUCCAAGAUUUUCUCAUACAGCAUCUUUAUUAAAUAAUGGAUAUUUAUUGAUUAUUGGUGGAGUUAAUAAUAAUGCUUUAAAUACUGUUGAAUUAUAUGAUCCAUCAAGAGGAACAUGGACAAUUAUUGAAAAUCUUAAGGAUGCACGUGGUGAACAUACAGCAACUGUAUUAACUGAUAGUAAAGUAUUAAUUACUGGAGGAUCUUAUCUUGGUAAAACUUUGAAAAGUGCCGAAUUAUUAAAAUAA
This is a messenger RNA of Adineta steineri, 3903 nucleotides long. The record is from the annotation of a GenBank genome assembly. NCBI's taxonomy places the organism in Eukaryota, Metazoa, Rotifera, Eurotatoria, Adinetida, Adinetidae.